AUGGAGAUCAAAUAUACACCGAACAUAGAAGAAGAAGAAGAAGAAGUGGCUACGAAGUUUAAUAGUGAAAUAAGAAGGAAGAAGGAGCAAGUCACUCCAAAGCACAAGGAGCUCAGGAUCACGAUGGAUGAUACGGUGAAUGUAAAUGAUGACGAUGAAGCACGCCGAAAUGAAAUGAGAACAAUGAUUGUGGAAGAAGUCGAGAAAGCGAUUGAAGCUAGUAAUUCCCGACUAGCUCAAGAGGUGGAAGGUCAAGAAUUCAUGGCAUGUAACCCCUUGCCGUACAAAGGGGAAAUUGACCCGAUAGCUUUUCAAAGAUGGAUUUCAAGCACCGAGGCAGUGUUUGUAAGAAGUAGAUGUGAAGUGGAGGAUCAAGUGAUGUUUGCUACGGGCCUCCUACAACUCCAAGCAAAGGAUUGGUGGGACGCACAUUCGAAGGAGUUGGGGGAUGACAAUGUACAAACGUUAUCAUGGCAAGAGUUCAAGGAGCCAUUUCUGAAAUAUCAUAGCCCACAAUUCGCACUUGAUAAGAUUGAAGAAGACUUCUUACGUCUUCGACAAAAGGAUGAAACGAUUGAUGAAAUAACGAAUAAGCUCCUCGAGAAGGUAAAAUUUUGUGGGGAGAUAGCGGGGACUGAGAGAUUGAAAAUCAUACGUUAUCAUGCUAUGUUAAAGGCUAAAUAUCGGGAGUUCGUAAAUCCCUCCAAGUGUGCAACAUUGAAUGAAUUACUCGACUGGGCAAGAGAUAGGGAAAUCGAGUUAAGAAGGCAGGUUCAACGGGGAGAGAAAAGGGUGGCGGAGAAGCCUACCAACACAAACCCAUCGAAAAAGGCAAAAUAUCAAGAUCAAAACAGGAAAGGGAAGACAAGUAGUGGGAUUCCGACUUGCAAGACGUGCAGGAAACACCACUUGGGCGAAUGUUUGCUUGGAAAGAAAGGGUGCUACAAGUGUGGACAAAAGGGAUAUCCGUACUACAGAUGUCCAGACAAUCAGAAAACAUGUUACAAUUGUCAUCAAGCGGGGCACAUGAAAUCUGAAUGUCUAAAGCUCCAACAAACGCCUAGGAAAGAAGGAAAGAAAGAGGAGUCGUCAAGGGCUCGUGGAAGGGUGUUCCAGAUAACGUCUGAAGAAGCAAAGUCUCACCCGGAAGUAGUUUCAGCUAUAUUCUUAGUAAAUUCAAUACCUGUAAAUGUUUUAUUUGAUUCCGGGGCUAGUAGGUCAUUUGUUUUGAAUGAACUUUUAUGUCAUCCUUCCUUUAAGCAUGAAAAGAUGUUAGUACCUUUAGAAGUUGAAGUAGCGGAUAGCAAAAGUUACCUAUUGCAUGAUGUAUGUAGAAACUGUAAGAUCUUGAUUGAAGAUGAGGAAUUUAGCAUAGACCUUGUUCCAAUGUGUAUGGGGGAAUUUAAAGUAGUUGUGGGAAUGGAUUGGCUGGCCCAAAAUUAUGCUGAAAUACAAUGUGAAAAGAAAGUUAUUCAAGUAGUAACCACGGAGGGAAAGCGGGAUUUAUCCGGUGGUGAAAGAUUUAAAGACGUUCAAAGAAGAGGAGACAUCGGAUGA
Helianthus annuus (common sunflower) is the source of this 1557-nucleotide messenger RNA. RefSeq lists its product as uncharacterized. The transcript is spliced from 5 exons. Bases 1 to 1557 code for a protein of 518 amino acids. Gene Ontology annotation, molecular function: zinc ion binding; nucleic acid binding. NCBI's taxonomy places the organism in Eukaryota, Viridiplantae, Streptophyta, Magnoliopsida, Asterales, Asteraceae. The record is from RefSeq and is a predicted model, not a curated record.